Molecule: messenger RNA, 786 nt
Organism: Cordyceps militaris CM01
Lineage: Eukaryota; Fungi; Ascomycota; Sordariomycetes; Hypocreales; Cordycipitaceae
Exons: 3
Coding region: 1-786 (261 amino acids)
Source: RefSeq, a predicted model, not a curated record
AUGGCACCACAGACUGCCAUUCCCGCAUCACUUCCGCCCUCGGUCGAGGAAGCAUACCGACGAAAAUGCGUCCAGCUCAAGAACCGCACAAACGAAGUUGAGGAGGCUAACGACGCCGCCCGGCUCCGCCUGACGCGCAUCAAGCGCCAAGUAGAAAAGCUGCGAAUCGAGCGCGCGUUUCUGCUCGAGCAGCUUUCGAAGCGCACGAGUGCCAAUGUCGAGGACUCAGAAGGCAGCCCUAGCCCGCCACCAACACCCAAGGAAAAGCCUCUGCGCAUAAAGCGCGGUCACCGAAAGGUGUCCACCAUUGCCGAGGAUGGCAAGGAGGAUGGCGGCCCCGAGUCGCCGACCCAGGAAACCAGCGCGCGCGGGAGCAAGCGAAAGUCCGCUAAUGGCGUACGUAAGACGAAAAAUAUCGCCAUUGUCAGGUCGGCAUUUGAUCUCUUUUGCGACGAGACGCGACCCAUCCUAGAAGCCAAGGAUGCCGACAGCAAUAUUGUGGAGGAGCUUGUCAAAGGCUGGGAAGAGCUCCCUGAGGUGGACAAGGAGGUCUACCAGAAGCGGGUGGAAAAGGCCGUGGAAAAGGACACCGAAGAGAAGGAGGGAUCUCCCGAGGCCGACGUGGCACCCGGAAAAGAGGCCAAUGAUGACAAGGAGGAUGACAAGGGAGACGACAAGGAAGAUGACAAGGGCGAAGACGGUGACGAUAACAAGGGCGAUGGCGAGGAUGAGGAUGUCGAAAUGGCCAACUACGAUACCGACGACCAGGAAACACAGAUGGACUAA